UUGCCCCCUUUGUUCUUCUUUUCAUUAUUAAGCUUUAUUCAUCUUUUCCCAUAUCAAACGUUACUAUAGAGCACCUUAUGCUUUCGCCAGCUAGAAUUAGAACUAUUUCGACUCGAUUCAUAUCAAAGUCUCUCAUAAAAUCAACUUUAUUCAAGCAUAAUACGGCUUUUAAAUCCGUCACUGUACCGUUUAUCAUUAAUAGACAACAGCAGCAAAAUUAUGCAACCAAAAAUGUUUCUUACACAGUCGAUAAAUUUCCAGGCUAUGUCCGAAAUGAUCAUUUCAAAAAGCUCACAGAACAGGACGUCGAAUACUUUAAGACCAUAGUGGGCGCCAAUAGUUUAAUCUACAAUAACCCAGAUGACUUGUUCCCAUUCAAUACCGAUUGGAUGCACAAGUUUCGUGGGCAAUCACAACUUGUCCUAAAACCGAAAACCACACAGCAAGUAUCUGAUAUUCUGAAAUAUUGCAACGAGCAGAAAUUAGCAGUUGUACCUCAAGGCGGCAACACUGGUCUUGUUGGUGGAUCUGUACCUGUAUUUGAUGAAAUUGUGUUGAGCUUGCAAGGAAUGAAUAAAAUAAGAGGUUUUGACAGUGUAUCAGGCAUACUUACAGCAGACGCAGGUUGUGUUUUAGAAGUACUUGAUAACUGGUUAGGAGAGAAAGGAUAUAUGAUGCCUCUGGAUUUGGGUGCAAAAGGAAGCUGUCAUAUCGGUGGAAACAUCGCGACCAAUGCAGGCGGUUUACGAUUAUUACGUUAUGGAUCACUUCAUGGUACUGUUUUGGGUUUGGAGGUUGUUUUGCCUGAUGGAACUAUUUUGGAUAAUAUGUCCACUUUAAGAAAGGAUAACACAGGUUAUGAUAUCAAGCAAUUGUUCAUCGGCUCUGAAGGCACCAUUGGCGUGAUUACCGGUAUUUCUAUCCUUACACCUCAUCGCUCAAAAGCAGUCAAUGUAGCUCUACUCGGGUUAAAUUCGUUUGAUGAUGUACAAAAAGCAUUCAAACAAUCACGUAUCGAAUUAUCGGAAAUUUUGUCAGCUUUUGAGUUCUGGGACAGUAACGCUCUACAAAUGUUUAAGAAGCACGCUACGCCCAAAUCAGUCAUGGAGAAGGAAUAUCCGUUUUACGUGCUGAUCGAAACAAGCGGCUCAAAUAAAGACCACGACGAUGAAAAAUUGACCAACUAUUUAGAGAAUAUGAUGGUAGAAGGAGUUGCGGAAGAUGGUGUAGUGGCUCAAGAUGAAACACAGAUUCGUAGCCUUUGGAGCUUACGUGAGGGAUUCACAGAAGCUUUGGGUAAAGAACCUGCUGUAUAUAAAUAUGAUAUCUCUAUGCCUGUGGAUAGACUUUAUGCAUGCGUGGAGGAUAUGCGUCAGCAUUUGAGAGAAGGAGGUGUGUUUGGACAGCCAGACUCUCCUGUUACAGACGUCGUAGCUUAUGGUCACGUGGGUGAUGGUAAUCUUCACUUGAACAUUGCAGCAAGCUGUCUGGAAAGUAGAGUUUCUCAGUUGAUAGAGCCUUAUUUAUUCGAAUGGGUUGCCAAUCACCAAGGCUCUAUCAGUGCAGAGCAUGGCUUGGGAGUGGCAAAGAAUGAAUUCUUGGGGUACUCUAAAUCGCCAGUGAUGAUACAGUUGAUGAAAACGAUAAAGAAUAUGCUUGAUCCAAAUGGCAUCAUGAACCCUUACAAGUAUUUGCCCUCACAUUAAAGAAAACCCACACCUUGCAUUUCUUUUGGAUUUUGCUAACCAAAAAAAAAAUGAAUUUAAAUCAGUGUCAAUUUUUUUCUUUUGGCAAUUAAAGCUGAUUUCCUCACACAAAAUAUUUAGCA
Molecule: messenger RNA, 1828 nt
Organism: Mycotypha africana
Lineage: Eukaryota; Fungi; Mucoromycota; Mucoromycetes; Mucorales; Mycotyphaceae
Exons: 5
Coding region: 78-1706 (542 amino acids)
Cellular component (GO): mitochondrion
Molecular function (GO): catalytic activity; FAD binding
Source: RefSeq, a predicted model, not a curated record